UCAAGACUGUGUGAACGCAGGCGCACAUCCAGCUGUCCUCUGGAUGUGAUGAAUAUUGGCAGCGCAGGACUGGAAGGUGUGUCUGCAACUGUCUCUCAGCUGUCUGUUUGUGUCAUCCCCCUCUUCUGUGUGCGUGGUUCGAGAGGAGGAGGAGCGACAGAAGGAGAGAGGGAGAAGUUUGCUUGUUCUCUCGGUGGCAUACGGGGUCGCCCAUCGUUCCGUUCGCACACGAUGGCGCGUUUGUGUCCGUGCGCAGCGACGCUGAGCCGCUGCUUCCAAGACAACUGAGGAAAAAAAAAAAAAAAAAAAAAAACUCAAAGUGUCCGACACCAUGGCUGAAUUUGGAGACAAUAAGAGCGCUUUCAAUCCACCGGUUGCUGCUUGGAAAGAAGCCGGAAUAAGCCGCGGAGGAGGAGGAGAGCCGGUGUCAAACGGAAACUGCACCGUGUCAGACACCGCCGUCAAGCGCGUCCAGAGCGAGUCCGGCUCCGAGUCACCGACGUGGGAGAGCGCAGGUUCCGAUUCGGCAUCUAAAACAAUCCCCCGACGCAGCAGUCUGAUCAAGGAUGGGUCACGUGCAGGUCGGGAGAGGAAGAAGACGGUGUCCUUCAGCAGCAGCCUCUCGGAGAAGAAGAUCAGCAGCGCCGCCGACUGUAUCCACGCCAUGGUUGAAGGGAGCGAGCUGAAGAAAGUGCGACCUAACUCUCGUGUUUAUCAUCGCUACUACCUUCUGGACACGGGCCUCCAGGCUCUGUGCUGGGAGCCAUCUAAGAAGGAGUCAGACAAAGCUCGGAUCUCCCUCGCCUCCGUACGAGAGGUCCGUACAGGUCGUAACACGGAAACCUUCCGCACCAGUGGAGUUUAUGAGCAGAUUUCGGAGGACUGUGCAUUCUCCAUCAUCUAUGGAGAAAUGUAUGAGAGCUUGGACCUGGUGGCUAACUCUGCUGAAGUGGCGAAUAUUUGGGUGACAGGCCUAAGAUACCUGAUGCAGUAUGGAAAACAUGCUCUGGACAUGCUCGCCAGCAGUCAGGACAGCCUUCGUCUUGGCUGGUUGGAGCAGCUCUUCUCCUCUGCCACUGAUUCAGACAAACAGGAAGACAGCGUGGAGGGGAUUGACUUGCAUUCUGCAGUGAAGAUGAUCCAGAGUGUGAAUCCAGGAGUGAGCAGCAGCAAAGUGGAGCACAGGUUUAAAGAGCUCCAAAGAGUUAGGGAGAAGAUGGGUGUACUUGCGCUGAAUAAUGGAUCUGGGCUCAAAGACUACAGUGAAAACAAAGCAGGAAAGACGGGAAGAAACGAGCAAGUCACCAAACAGGAGUUCAUUGAGGUCUUUCAUGAUUUUUGCACACGUCCAGAGAUCUACUUCCUGUUGGUGCAGUUCUCAAGCAACAAGGAAUUCCUCGACACCAAAGACCUGAUGAGGUUUCUAGAGGCUGAGCAGGGCAUGGCUCAAGUGAGUGAGGAAACCAGCCUGAAGCUCAUCCAAUCCCAUGAGCCAUCAGAGGAGGGUCGUCAGCAGGGAUUCUUAUCUUUGGACGGCUUCACCAGCUACCUCACUUCAACAGAAUGCCACCUCUUCGACAGGGAGCACGACACCGUAUUCCAGGACAUGUCCCAGCCGUUGUCUCACUACUACAUCAACUCCUCCCACAACACCUACCUCAUCGAAGAUCAGUUUCGAGGUCCCUCUGACAUCUCGGGAUAUAUACGCGCUCUCAAAAUGGGCUGUCGAUGCGUAGAGUUGGACGUGUGGGACGGUGCUGACGACGAACCCGUAGUGUGUACUGGACACACACUCUCUCCACCGCUGAUCCUCCACUGUGUGCUGGAAGCGAUCAGAAGGUUUGCGUUUGUGUCUUCAGAUUAUCCCUUAAUUCUGUGUCUGGAGAACCACUGUUCGCUUCGGCAGCAGAAAGUGAUGUUGCAGCAUCUUUUGAGGAUACUAGGUGAUAAGUUGUUCACAGACGUCCCAGAUGAAGGGGAGUCGUACCUACCGUCGCCCCAGGCCUUAAAGCAUCGGAUUUUGCUUAAGGGUAAAAAGCUGGGGCUGUGCUGGGAUGCGGAGGAUGGGGAUGUAAGUGAGGAGGAUGAAGGUGCUGAGAUGUGUCAAAGAAUGAAAGCUGCCAAUAGUGGAGGGGCAGGACUGGGAGGAUGCGAGAAGGACACGGUGCAGAAAAAUGUCUCUUUCGUGGCCGUCACACAAUCCAGCCCUCCUCAUCUUCCCCCCAAACGUUUUCAACUCUUGACGCGGCUCUCGGACCUUGUAGCUCUUUGCUGCUCAGUCCGUUUUAUUGACUUUCCAACAUCAUCCAAAAGCCAAAAACCUUGGGAAUUAUGUUCCAUUCACGAGUCCCUGGCCGUGCGUCUCGCAGGCGAGAACCCCGGUGACUUUGUAAACCACAACAAGCAUUUUCUAACCCGAGUGUACCCCAGCCCCAUGCGAGUGGACUCGAGCAACAUGAACCCUCAGGACCUGUGGAAAUGUGGGUGCCAGAUAGUGUCCAUGAAUUUUCAAACAGCAGGACUGAUGAUGGACCUGAACACAGCCUGGUUCCGGCAGAAUGGAAACUGUGGUUAUGUUCUACGCCCGGCCAUCAUGAGGCAAGAGGUGUCUUAUUUCAGCGCUGACACCAGAGACACAGUACCUGGGGUUUCACCACAGCUGCUCCACGUGAAGGUGAUUAGUGGCCAGAACCUGCCCAAGCCCAGGGGUUCAGGGGCCAAAGGGGACGUGGUAGACCCGUAUGUGUACGUAGAGAUCCACGGCAUCCCAGCUGACUGCUCAGAGCGUCGCACGAGAACUGUGACCCAAAACGGUGACAACCCCAUUUUUGAUGAGAGUUUUGAGUUCCAGAUCAAUCUUCCAGAGCUCGCCAUGGUCCGCUUCGUGGUCCUGGAUGACGACUUCAUAGGGGAUGAGUUCAUAGGUCAGUACACCAUCCCUCUGGAGUGUCUACAGCCGGGUUACCGCCACGUACCGCUCCAGUCUUUGACGGGGGAGGAGCUUCCCCAUGCAAAACUGUUUGUUCAUGUGGCCCUGACCAAUCGGAGAGGAGGGGGAAAGCCUCACAAAAGGGGUUUGUCUGUGAGGAAGGCGCGAAAGGGACGCGACUACACAGCCCUCAGGGAUUUGGGUGUUCGAGCUGUGGACGAGGUUUUCAAAAUGGCAGCUCCUCAACUUCGAGAAGCCACGGACCUGAGAGAAAACAUGCAGAACUCAAUAGCAGUGUUCAGGGAGUUGUGUGGGGUCUCCGCCGUGGCUAACCUCAUGCAGUGUGUCCUGGCUCUGAGCUCCAGGGUGUCAGGACCAGACGGGACACCUUUACUGGUAUUUGACCUUAGGGACCUCUACCCCACCCUUGAGCCUCAGGGGCUUCUGCCUGAUGUCCUUCGUCGGGUCGUCUCCACCUACGAAAUGAUGGUGCAGGCGAGCAGAGCAGUGAUCGAACACUCUGAUGGAAUCUACGACAGGAUCCUCCAUAUACAGACAACUGCCAUGGAGUUUCAUGAGAAGCUGCAGACCAUGGCAGCGAAGGAGGGGCUGAAAGGUCGCAAAGUCAGUCGUGCGCUGGAGAGUUUCAGCUGGAACAUCACUAUCCUGAAGGGCCAGGCUGACCUGCUAAAACACGCCAGGGCCGAAGUUCAAGAGAACAUGAAGCAGGUCCAUGACGCUGCUCUGGCCGGAAAUCUCACCAAGGAGGGCAGAGGUGUCCAAAGGGUUCGAUCCCAGACACGACGAGGCCCGGAUGACAAACCCACCACGAGCAUGCGAGGACCCUCAGCUUAGCACGCAAAAAAAAAAAAAAAAGAAGAAAAAAAAAUGAACCAUGACCAAACUGCCAUUGUACUGUAGCUGCUGUGAAAACCCCCUUCUCAUUUCAUCAAACUGCCCAUACAUGUUAUCUUCUACCACAGUGGCAGACUCUCAGAAGGCUGUGCGAGUACUGUAGAGACCUGGUGUUGAAAGAACUAAGGAGCUGUUGAAUGUAAAGUCUGUAAAAUGCAGCCACUUCAUUUGUCACAGAACAGUGAAGGUCAGAGCAGUGGUGAGCGGAGGCAGGAGAUGAAUGACACUGGGAAGAUGAAUGUAGUAAGAAGCCAUGGCACAGCUGUUUGUACUGUAUUUACCUGUAAAUACACCAAAUGUUUAUUUUCUUCCUCUUAUGUGCAAUGUCUUGAGGUUUUUAGAGGAGUUGUUUGUCUAGAAGACGGAAGGAAAAACAGGAUUUUUCUACUACUGUUCAGUGAGUGAAACCUUAGUCAGGAAAACAAGAUCAAAACAUGAAUCGGUAAAGGAUUUCAGCUGCAGUGUGUUCUGUGUGUGUGCGGUAAAUACCACUGAGUUUAGUGAAGCAGGAAUCAGUGGAAGCUGUAGGUCUGAACAUUACACACCUCUGUAAGUUUAUCUCCAUCUCAUGAGGCAUUUGUGUGUCCUGGCUGUUGUUCCAAGAAAUAGUCUCACAUACAGUAUUCUAUAUUUUUCUAUUUUCCAAAGUAUUAUUAAAACCCUGUUACCUACCACAGUGAUCAACUAAAUGCUAUAAGGAACUAGUACUGUUAACAUGUGCAAAAAUACUGUACAGUAUUUUAAUAUGUAAUUCUCUCAUUUUGCUGUGAAGAAAUUUUACAUGUUAUUUAUCCCAAGUGAAAACAUUCCAGAUAGUCGUUAUCAGUGCAGUAGAUGAGGCUUGACCCGUUUGACUCUGUAAAAGGUUACAGUUCAUUACCUUCCUUUCGUUCCGAAUGGAAAUAAACUCGUUUUUAACUUAG
Sphaeramia orbicularis (orbiculate cardinalfish) is the source of this 4767-nucleotide messenger RNA. RefSeq names its product inactive phospholipase C-like protein 2. The record is from RefSeq and is a predicted model, not a curated record. Gene Ontology annotation, molecular function: phosphatidylinositol-4,5-bisphosphate phospholipase C activity. NCBI's taxonomy places the organism in Eukaryota, Metazoa, Chordata, Actinopteri, Kurtiformes, Apogonidae. The transcript has 12 exons. Gene Ontology annotation, biological process: regulation of synaptic transmission, GABAergic; phosphatidylinositol-mediated signaling; phosphatidylinositol metabolic process. Bases 332 to 3784 code for a protein of 1150 amino acids.